Molecule: messenger RNA, 3567 nt
Organism: Mucor velutinosus
Lineage: Eukaryota; Fungi; Mucoromycota; Mucoromycetes; Mucorales; Mucoraceae
Product: NodB homology domain-containing protein
Exons: 1
Coding region: 1-3567 (1188 amino acids)
Biological process (GO): transcription by RNA polymerase II
Source: RefSeq, a predicted model, not a curated record
AUGAGUAAAUUCACUCGGCCCACAUUCAAUGUCGAUGACGACGAUCUAGAGAGGCUCCAGAAAGAGUUUUUCGAAAAGGAAACAAUGCCUUCAGCUCGAGUGUAUCGCACCAAUGCACCACCUUCAUUUGACAAGCAACCAGAGAAGAAGAAGAAGCGUAGUCUCUUUGCUGAGCGGUUAGCUAAUACAAGUGGCAGCGGCAGCAGUAAUCCAGUCGAGUCAUCGAUGCCAGACUUGGAAAUGCCAUCAUUAGAGGAAGCUACGCCCGCACUGGAAAGCGCCAGAACUGUGGUGGAAGACGAGCAAGAGGACGAAUACGAGCCUGUCAUGGACCCUCAUCCUGAGCCUCAUGUGCCAGUCAGCAAAAAGAUGAUAGAUUUGACAUCCCUGCUGGGCCAAGUGCUGGGCGAAAUCAAAGAGCAUGAUGUGAAGCAGGUAAUUGCACCUACAUUACCAUCCGUGGUAGAGAACAAACCUGCCAGAGGACAAGUCAAUGGAUUCCCAAAGCCUGUACAUCGCAGUGAAUUCAAAAAGAGACUAGAAGCACAACGCAACAAAUCAGCAUCUGGAUCAGCAAAGGCACCUCGACCUGAAGCACCACCUCAAGUCAUAUCAGAAGAGCCCUUGGAUGAAAAUGAUAGACGCAUUCAGGAGAUGUCUCAGCAGGAAUUGGAGGACGCUCGCCAGGAGAUCAUGAACACGUUGAGUCCAGAGUCCAUUGCAUUGCUCAUGAAGGGACUAAAGAACAAGGGCGACUCAGCAUCAGCAGCAAUCAAGCAAACAAAGAAGGUGUCUUUCGAAGAGCCUCAAACAAGAGACAAGGAGGCAGAUGAUGAUAAAGAGGAUUUGUUACAGAUCAAGAAGGAAUACUUUGCCAAUGUGCCCUUGGAGAACGAAAAGCUGGCUUGGAUCGACAACCGCUUUUUGACAUCAGAGAUCAGACAGCAGGAAGCGCAACGGCUGAAGGAAUUAGAAGAGGAGAACAGCGGCUCUCAAGCAAGUGAAGUGGAGAAGGUGUAUCGCAAAGUGCGCUUUGAUCUGCAAGGCCGUAUCAUUGACCAGACACAGGACAUUCCUCGUCAUAAAGGACUGCAUCACCAUGGAGACGAACCUGAUAAAGCAGGAUACACAUUGGCUGAAUUGUUCUAUCUCGUUCGUAGUCAAGUGCCCUCACAACGAUCUAUGGUGUUGACGAUGCUUGCUCGCAUUAUUACACUCGCCAAGAAAGCAGCAUCCACCGAGCCUGUAUGGAAUCAUGUGCUGUCUGUAUUUACUGGAAAAGAACACACUGCCGCCAUUUACCUUCGCUCUGCUCUGGAUGACCGCAACUUGAUUGUGUUAGUAAGUGCCAUCAAAGCCUUGGCUGCUCUUGUGUUGGAUGACUACCAGGUAUGGGAGGCGUCAUUGAUUGAUUCGACUGAAGAAUUCAACAAGUUUCUGGGUCAUAUCGCUCGUCCUACCUUGCCUCCCGGUGUGACAGAGAUCAAACGCAAAGGCCUUAAUGACAAGUUGACUGAAUUGGUAGAUCGCGUACGUCAGACAUCAGGUCAACCUUCCUUGAAAGAGCAGCAAGAUGACGCGGCAUUGGCUGAACGGGAUCUGAUGCGUGGUCUGGUCAAGAUGGAUCUACUGGCUCGUAUUCGUUAUCUGUUGGCAUCGGAUAGCAGCGAAUUGAUCCAAUACGAUGCUGCCUCUGUAGACCGCUUGGUGCGUAUUGUGGUACGUAUGGCUGAAGCAGGACAAGACGUAUGCGAGGCGAUUGAGGAAGAGGAGCUCUUGGAGCCCAUUGUGCAUUGGGGAGUGGCGAAUACACAAUGGCCCAUGACAGAAGAUGCUGCUGCUCAUUCAAACUACCCAAGUUUAGCAGCUGUGCGCCUCCUGACUGUGUUGGCUCAGGGGAGUAAACAAAUUGCGGAAAGUAUUGUUGAAAAGGCAACGAUCACGUUGCGAUUCUUGGUUACUUCGCCAGACACUGCUUGUAACAACUUGAAACGAAGAGCAUAUGCACUUCAGCUUGAAACACUAAAGCUCGUUCGUGUGCUGGCCUGUUACGGAUUCAUCGUUCCGACUUUGGAAGACUUACAAGGGCCUUUGAUGGGCUGGUUGCGCUCUGUGCUUGGCGAUGAUGCCAGCGACAUGAACUGUACUAUUGCAUCGACAGCAAUUGGACUAUUGGAAGUGCUCUUGUAUGCUGCUGCAGACCCACACAAGACGGUGCCAGCACAUGCCAUUGACUGGCAUCAACCGACUGCCUACUUGCCUGCUAUUACGGCUGUAGUGCGAUCGAGUCGAGACAGACACCAAUCUUUGUAUGAAUCUGCUUUGGGCUACUUGGGUACUUGGGCCUCACACAUUGCGUUAUUUCCACCCGAGUUGGAGACCGUCCGUCAAGUUUGGAAGGCAGUGAUUCAGGAGGAUAAUAACUUUCAAUCUGGUAAUUCCGUUGCAUUAGGUUACACAACAUCCAUGCACCAUGUUCUUCGCUACCUUCAGUUCAUUGCUGCUUUUACACGACUGGAUGCCCAGCACGCAUUGUACAGCGACAUGGUGCGAGAUGCAAAAUGCAGACUUAGAUCUGCACAGGUGGUUCAUUUGUUGAAGGAAUGUUAUGCGAAGGAUAUGCUCGGCCGGUAUGCUUUAUACAUCUGGUUAGAUCAGUGCAAGGAACGAGAGAAAUGCUGGGGAAUGAGCCUGAGGUUAGCGGAACUGGAGGCUGGCAUCCGUAGUAAGCACAUUGGCACCAGCGAAACGUGGUUGGCGCAGGAGUUACUGCAUCUUUGUCUAUCAUCAAAGCAGCAGCAGCAAGCAUUGGGCGAUUUGGAACCCUUCUACCUCGACUUUGACCAGCAGCAUGUAAACAUCUCCAAAGCUCUGUUUGACCAUGACGGCAGAUCCAUCAAGACCCUCAUGUACACGAGCCAGGGCGAAUCAGAGUCAAAUUCAUUGGAAACCACUGCAUUCAUCCUGUCGCCUAUAGAUGCACUGUAUCACUUGGACAAAUCCAAGGUGGCACAACAGUGUCGAGCUGAUGCAGCAAGCAUUGUGUCCAGUACCAUUGGAUUGGCCAACAAGCUGUUCUACACCAGUGACAUCAACCAUGAUGUAGCCGUUAUCACACUGAUGAAGAUCUUUUUGAUUGGUGACAGAGAAGGCAAGCAAGCAGAUAUGACGAGCGAACGAGAGGUUUUUAGGGAUGACCGAGUAUCGCAGGACAUGGAUCAAUGGCUGAACUAUCUGUGUCGAACAAAGACCAAUCUGGCAGCACUGGAGAAUGCAUGGCGGAGGUCGUCGGAACAUAUCCGACAAGCUCAGGUACCUUUCUUUCAGUUUUAUCAAGGCUUUGUUGCUCAGUAUGCAGCCGUAUCGUUUGGCCAUCACGGGUUUGCGCGCCUUUUGGUCUAUCUUGUGACUCAAAUCGAUACUAUUGACUAUCGUCACUUGGUGUUGAGUGAUUACAGAGACAUACUUGCUACAUUGAAAGUUGGCGUAAAUCAAGUUCCACAACUUACAUUUGCUGAAAAACAAGAGCUUGAUAAUGCAGGAUUAAGACUGUUGGAUUCAUUGUAA